AUGCUGGAAUAUAAUCCCCAAAACCCAAACUCAAAGAGAGUUUAUUCAAAAUAUGGGUGCAAAGAAUGUAAACGAAGAAAGAUCAAAUGUGAUGAAGGAAAACCAUUUUGUUGGCAAUGUGUACGAUUGAGAAAACAAUGUGCCUAUCCUGAACCAGGUGAAAAGGUUUUAAGAAUACUGAAGAAGAAACAAACGUUGAUGAAAUUAAUGGAAUCUCAACAACUGCAACAACUAAUACAAGGACAACAUCAAAAUCAUCAACAACAUCAACAACCUGCAGCACCACCACCACAUGGAUCACUACCGCCUUUAUCCUCGACUACACAGCAGCCGGUAUCGGCAUCUCCUUCUACACACACAAGUCCGCAUGGGCAUGGAAAUGGAACUGGAAAUAUUUCCCAACCUUUGCAUACUUUUAAUGGUCAACCUGUUUAUGGUAUACCUCAUGAUCAAUACAAACAACCACAUCAACCAUUAUUUCGAGAUCAAAUACAACAUUACCAUCCUGACCAAAACCAACCAAUACAUAUUCAUGCUCCACGUACUCACCAUCCUGCUCCUCCACCUCCGCCACCACAACUAGUCCCUCCAACAACACUGGGACAUUCAAACUUACCUCCUUAUCAAGAUCAAUAUCGUGGAUUUCCUCCAACAUUGCCAGUUCCAGGAAGAGCACCUCUAGCGGUACAACCACAUGUCCCAACUCAGCAACAACAACAACAACAACUCGUUCCAGCAUUAGCAUACCCUAUUCAACAACAACAACAACAACCUCAUUUACCACCGGCAUCAUCUGUUCCUCCACCUCUUCCCCAGCAACAACCACAACCCCCUACAAUUACAUAUUCAACUCCUCAGCAGAAACUCUCCCCACUGGCCCAACUGCAACAACAUGUUUCUCCUCCAGUAGUUCUGGCAUCAGCUGCACCACCACCACCAGCAUCGUCAUCUUCAUCAUCAUUUUCUAGUGGAAAACCUAGUUCCAUAGUCUUACCUCCACCCCAUACAUCACGACUUUCUAUCAAUCCACCACCUGAUCAACUAAAUAAAAAAGCACAAUAUCCAUUAAACAUUCCAAUUUCAAAACCUCGAAGCUCAGGUUCCAUUUCAAGUUUGUUAAAUGAUUCCACAAAAUUGAAUGCACCAGAAAGGUCGCCUGAUUCAAAUAGUAUACCAGCAAAUAGUCCUCAAACCCCUCAUACUGCUAAUACUAAUAACUCACAUUUUAAUACUAGCCCUAUUUCAUACGAUAGUGACUUAAAUGGCUUGUAUAAUCAAACAGAUUUGGAUUUGUUGACCACAGAUUUGAACAAUAUGGUUACGGAAAUUAUGUUUGACAAGAACUAUGAUUCAAAUAAACAUAUAAUGGAUACUGAUGAAGGAUCAAUUAAAAGCUUUGAUUCAGGUAGUAUUGAUUAUGUUAUGACAAAAAAUGGAGAUGGUGGAUUUGUACGGAAUGGUGGUGCAAAUACCAAUCGUCGAAAUCUACCUAUUAGUUUCAUUAAAGUAACCAAUCCAACAAAUAAAACGUACCUUGAUGUUUUCUACAAUGAAUUUGCCAACAUUAUCCUCCCACUUCCAAGUGUUGAUACCACUACCAACUCAUAUUUCAAUCCAGCAAGAGAUAUCAUCUUGGAAAGUGCUGCAAAACAUAAAUAUGUUCUUGCUGCAGUGUUAGCAAACGGUGCAAGGCAGAAAUUCACCAAGACUGAAAAUGAAGAGGAUGAACAGGCUUAUUGUUUAUAUUUGUCAAAAUGUUUGAAAUUGUUGGGUCCAGCAAUAGCAGCUGAUGAUAAGAAGUUAGCAUCUAAUAUAGAAAGUGUCUUGUUGACUGUAUUGUUAUUAACUAUUGGAAAUGCAUCUAACUUGAAACAAGAUUGGAGACCGCAUUUGAAAGGUGCAAAAGAUUUACUUUUAAAGAGUUCGGUUCCAAAAAGAAAAAACUCGAAGAUAUUCAUUUUCUGCAAAAUCUGGUUUGUCACUAUUGAGAUCCUUGCAGGUAUUAGUUCUGUGAAAGGAGGUACACUUCAAACGGAUCAAGAAAUUGAUGAAUUGAUUAGUUGUAAUGAUGAAUAUGAAGUUAAAGUGUUACGAGAAUUGGGUAUUGUCUUAGACAAUGGAUUCAACAUUUUAGGUGGAUAUCAUCAUGAUUGUUAUGAACUAUUUGGAAGAUUAAUGAAAAUUUUAAAUAGAGGCAGAGAUAAGAAUUUGAAUGCUCAGGAUUCGUUUGAGUAUAUUAAAUUAUUUGCUGAUUUUCAAAGACAAUCUGAAAUUCAAUUCAUUGAUAGCAGAGGUAUUAUCCCGGAUAGUUCUAUUGAUGGUCAAUUAUUGGAACAUUUCGAUGGUAAAACUAUCUCCUGGAUGGAUAUAUGUCAUCAAGGUUAUACAUUAGGAGCCAUGAUUUUCAUUUUAAAGAAAUGUUUUGGUGAAAACCAUGCUAGUCCACAGGUUCAAUUGAUGAGUAAGACUAUAUUUGGUUUUAUUAGUUAUUUGAGAGAUUACCCCCAUGAUCUGGUUCCAAAUUAUACUAUCAAAAAUGCAUUGAUGAUGUUACAGUGGCCAAUUUAUGUGUCAGCGGAAAAUCUAACAAAUGAAGAAUGUCAUGAACCGAUAACUAGAUUUUUCCAAAUUCUGUCUCAAGUUGGAUCUGGUGGUGCUACUAUUGCAUUGAAAAGAAUUCGUAAAAUAUGGCAAAAGAGACAAAAUAAUGAACCUACUGAUGAUGAAAAUGAUUCAGAAGAUCUUGUUGCAUAUUAA
Molecule: messenger RNA, 2757 nt
Organism: Candida tropicalis MYA-3404
Lineage: Eukaryota; Fungi; Ascomycota; Pichiomycetes; Serinales; Debaryomycetaceae
Gene: LYS143
Product: Lys143p
Exons: 1
Coding region: 1-2757 (918 amino acids)
Biological process (GO): positive regulation of transcription by RNA polymerase II
Cellular component (GO): nucleus
Molecular function (GO): DNA-binding transcription factor activity, RNA polymerase II-specific; zinc ion binding; transcription cis-regulatory region binding
Source: RefSeq, a predicted model, not a curated record